CUCCGGAGCUGCGGAUCGUCAUGGUGGGCAAAACCGGCAAUGGGAAAAGUGCGACCGGAAACACCAUUUUGGGGAUGGACGCCUUCCCGUCCCGGGCGGCCUCGACUUCCAUCACGGGCAAGUGCAGAAUGGCCACGCGGAGCUUGCUGGACGGGAGGCGCCUGGCUGUCAUCGACACACCGGGCUUUUUCGAUAACGAGCAGUCGGAGCAGGCGACCUGCGCCAAGAUCAAACGGUGCGUGGAGGUGUGUGUGCCGGGACCCCACGCCAUUGUCCAAGUCAUCCACCUGGCCCAUUUCAGCGGGGAAGAGUUGGAGGUCACCCGGCUCAUCAAAGACAUCUUCAGCCUCAAAGCGAAGGCGUACAUGAUCGUCUUGUUCACCCGCAAAGAAGACCUGGAGGGACGCUCUCUUCACGACCUGCUGUCCUCCAACGAC
This is a messenger RNA of Pseudonaja textilis, 437 nucleotides long. The record is from RefSeq and is a predicted model, not a curated record. NCBI's taxonomy places the organism in Eukaryota, Metazoa, Chordata, Lepidosauria, Squamata, Elapidae.